AAUUAUACAAUACAAAAUAAUCAUUUUUCAGUUGCUCUGUACAAAGAAAAACGAAGUUACAAAUAAAUAAAUUUCAAAAUGGUGGGAAGAUUUAUUACUUAACGCAUAAGCUAAAAAGCGCAAAAGCUUUUAAAUAAGGUAUUUAUGUGUAUUUUCUGGUGCUAGGGCGACGCUACAAUGCCACCCAGUUAUAGGAUCAGUUUUGAGCAGAGACUUUCGGAAAACGGAACCAGAUCACUCUUGUGGGAGCAAACAAACCUUAAAAUAUGACGCAUUAUGUACCGCACGACUACUUCUAUAAUGAAACAAAUGAUGCCUUAUCAACAAACAGUCGUCAAGCAAACAACAGCAAUAAUCCCUAUAGAGCAAAUGACAACUCAGAGUACUACGAUGAGUACAGUGAUCUAAGAAACCCACUAAGCCAACCACUAGGUUAUGGUAGCGAGCGGAUUUGGACCAGUGGGACAGAACUUACACAUGUAGAUAGCAGCUAUAAUAACGAUUAUGUAGAUUACUAUGGUAAGGAAGACCACAAGCAAGGUGUGAAAGGAGGAGCUGGAGAUACCGACAACUGGGAUGGAAAUAAUACGGUUAUCACAGCUGAAUAUGGCUUUGGAUAUGGAAAUCAAAAAUGUACCUCAACUAAAUUAUUGCCUUUGCUGCCGGCCAAUCAAAAUGAUAGUAGUAACGGUGCCGCUAACGGGGGCCCGUCGGUUCGCGGGGCCAUUGGAAUGGAUAUGGAGUUGGAUCUGGAUCUGGAUGUGGAUGUGGAUGUGGAAGAUUCGACAUACGAAGAAGAUCCGUCUGUGGGUGGCCUAGCCAUGACAUCACUAUGUAUGGCCCCACCUGUAGUGGCCACUGGGACCAGUACGUACGACGCAUUCGGACAAAUGGCAAGGCCGUACACCUCUAUGUUGCCCUUAGACUACAGUGAAUACCAGGAGAGCAACUACAAUGCUGACAGUCUGUCAACGUACAGCGAUACACCGCCAACCACGAGUACUAGUGCACAACAUAGAUUACAGCAGCAGCGUAAAAUUUCCCUGAUGAUGGCAAUGACAACGGCGUCUGUAAUAGCAUCUGGUGAGACUAGAGUGCCAGUUCAGAACUCUAGUAAAACAGAGGAGCGAACUACAACUACGGAGUCUCUACUAGGCGCCAGUACUAGUGCUAGUACCAAUACCAGCACCAGCACCAGCAGCAGUACCAAUGCCACUGCAAUAGCUUCAGGAUGGUGGUCAGAGUCAAAGUUCUGCAGUGGGGAAGUUCUUACUAGUGCUCCCAUCGCUGCUAUGACGAUGACAUCGACGACAACUAGAAAAUUGCCAAAACUUCUACCAACGCCACAGUACAAAUCAUCAACAUUGUAUACAACCGCCACCUUAGCCUCAGAUGAAACAUCAGGUUCAGGUUCCUCAUUACAAUCUUCAGCAGCAAUCGCAGAGAAAAAUCAUCGUCCGAAGCAGCUCCCAAAGUUGCCAACUUCCCAAGUCCAGGCCAAAAAGCAUUCCAAGAUACUUCCUAAUUUAAACCCGUCGACUGCUCCUGCAUCAGUGGCAGUGGCAGUGGCAUCAUUACCAUUUAGUUCUUUAGACAAUACAUCAGCCUCUCGCUCAUCACCCGAAACUGAAACUGAAACGGAACGCUCAUCGAUGCUUACAACCACCAAUUUACUAAGCCACACAAGCCAAGCCCCGCUACCUUAUUAUGCCUUUCUUAGCAAGGAUCAGGAACCUAAUGAAGUAGAUGUGACACAGUCCCAAAACGAUAUGGUGCUGACAUCAUGGCCACUAUCACCCGCAGUACCCGCUGUAACCGCAGUACCCGCAGUACCCUUAGAACCCCAUCCCUGUCCGUCAAUGGAGCUUCCUUUCACUGCUGGUCCGAAGGUGCAAAUGCAAAUGCAGAUGCAGAUGUCGCCAAUGGCCAACACUCCUGAAAAAGAAUCGACUGAUUCUUAUAUGAAACUGAAAAUGGAGCCAUCAUUCAUAAGACCAGUGACGAGCUCAGAGAUUUCAGCUGCGUCCAUGAAGGAAACAUCCACCCACAUUAGCGAGCCCGAUGCAGCCAUUUUUGACAUAUCUGAAUAUCUAAAGCCUUAUACAUUAGAUACAAUUAGUUAUUCCAAAGAGCAUCAAGAAGAAGAUCAUAUCACCAUUGCUUUCAGCACCACCAAAACAAAAGAUUCCUCAUACGCCAGUGAAAAUCUCAAAAAUAAUGAUUUCUUUGAUUCAUUCAACCUAUCUGGGACAUCAUUGGACGCAUCCAUUCCAUCUUCUGUGGCGAGGAAUAGCUCCGUCAAUUAUCAAGCAGCUCAGCCUCAGGCUGAGCCUGCAGACCCGACUAUAACGCCACCACAACCGAUUAAAUCAAAUUUGAGUGACUCACCCUCACCCCUCUACACAUAUUCGCAUUUAUUCAGCAAACCGACCGAGACUACCAGAUUAGUAGAACAUGCAACCGAAGCAAUAUCCCCAACGAAAAAUUAUUCUCACGACAUAUUCACAACUACGAACUGUAGUCACAGUCACAGUCACAGUCAGAGUCAGAGUCUCAGCCACUCUGACGAUGUGUUCACAAAAACUGUUUUUGCAUCUAGUUCUGCAGUGAGGCCAAUUAUCACUAGCCGCGAAGCUUCAGCUUCGGCUUCACCUUCUCCAUCAACGUUAACGUUAACGCUAACUUCGACCUCAUCAACAGCUCCAAUAUUAUCCUACACCGAUUAUAUGAAGAAAUUUGAGUUGCCCGAACUGCCGCAACCCCUUCUGGAGAUUGGUAGCAGCAGCUCCCCUAUCAGUGCCACUGCAACUGGAACUGGAACUGAGGCCAAUCUUUCAGUGGCUGCCGAUGUCAUUGUUUCGACUGAAAAUACAGAAUUUGAAAUUAUAAAAACGGUCACAAGCUCAAGCACAAGCACAAGCAUAAGCAUAAGCACGCUUCCAUCGCAGUCUUAUUUGACCGAAUUUACAGCUCCUAAUUUUUACACUUAUAAGGAGUGCAGUUUUCCUGUUGCUUGCCAGGAGUCGGACACAGAUUUUGUAAUAUCGGGAGCUGUCGCAAGAAUUGACGAUUCGGACAAUGCAAUAACGUUAGCACCCACUGCCACCACAGAAUGUUCAGUAGACACUCAAUUUCGACGUAUCAUUGGCUUCGAGCCAGCGGAACCAUCCGAGCCAUCGGAGCCAUCGGUGUCCAUAGCUACUGAGUUUGAUGAUACCUUUUACGAUAGUUUCAAUGUCGAUCUAACAGUACUGACUGCCUCCAUAUCCCAUAUUGAGAGUGAAACCUGCUCAACUGCCGCGCCAAAGUCAAACCAGCCAAGCCAGUCAAACAAGGCAGAGAACAGCUUAUUAAUGGCCAUCGGGGAAGAGAGGGACACUUCUGUAAACAAGACCAAUGAAAAGGUGGAUCCCGUUGGCUUAACUGAACCAAACCAGAGCCUGAAUUCGGGUCAGGGUGGAUAUUAUAAGCCUGUCCACAAGUCACCUACGCCAGCGCAACAAAAGGCCAAAGUGGUUGCCUCAGCGGCAACGAGUGUGCUAGGGGGGCUUUCCAAGGGUCUCAAGGGGGGACUGGACGGCGUGUUUAGUGGUGUCAGCUCAACCGUGGAAGCAACACAGCAACAGACUAGUACAACCAGUAAAAAGGGUUUUGGAUUUGGCCUGGCAUCCAAGCUUGUGCCGAGUGUAGGUGGGUUGCUCUCUAGCGCCAGCUCCAGCUCUAGCUUCAGCUCCAGCAAGCAAACACAACAGGAGACAGGUGCAACUACUGCCUUACCAACGACCACAACAGCAAACGUUUCGGAUGUUAGUGCUGGC
Messenger RNA from Drosophila obscura, 3818 nucleotides. Its product is annotated as platelet binding protein GspB-like. The record is from RefSeq and is a predicted model, not a curated record. NCBI's taxonomy places the organism in Eukaryota, Metazoa, Arthropoda, Insecta, Diptera, Drosophilidae. The annotation marks the transcript as partial. The transcript has 4 exons.